CGCUCCCAGACCCGCCCAUUCUGCCGUGCGGGUGUCGAAGCCAGCGGGCUGCUUGCUGCUGCGACUGCGCCUCCUCGUUCCCCCGCGUCACCGCUGCCGCCAUGCCCGGAGGGCUCCUUCUCGGGGACGUGGCCCCCAACUUCGAGGCCAAUACCACCAUCGGCCGCAUCCGUUUCCACGACUAUCUGGGAGACUCAUGGGGCAUUCUGUUCUCUCAUCCACGAGACUUUACCCCGGUGUGCACCACCGAGCUUGGCAGAGCUGCAAAGCUGGCACCAGUGUUUGCCAAGAGGAAUGUUAAAAUGAUCGCCCUUUCUAUAGACAGCGUGGAGGACCAUCUUGCCUGGAGCAAGGAUAUCAAUGCUUACAACGGUGAUGAGCCCACAGAAAAGUUACCUUUUCCCAUUAUUGAUGAUAAGAACCGGGACCUUGCCAUCAAGUUAGGCAUGCUGGACCCUGCAGAAAAGGAUGAAAAGGGCAUGCCUGUGACAGCUCGAGUGGUGUUCAUUUUUGGCCCUGAUAAGAAACUGAAACUAUCUAUCCUGUACCCCGCUACCACCGGCAGAAACUUUGAUGAGAUCCUCAGAGUAGUUAUAUCUCUCCAGCUGACAGCAGAGAAAAGGGUUGCUACUCCUGUUGAUUGGAAGGAUGGGGAUAGUGUGAUGGUCCUUCCAACCAUCCCUGAAGAAGAAGCCAAAACGCUGUUCCCUAAAGGUGUCUUCACCAAAGAGCUCCCAUCUGGCAAGAAAUACCUCCGCUAUACUCCCCAGCCCUAAGUCUGCCCAGCAGUUGCAUGGAAACAUCAGUGCCAUCACAGCCAGCGUCAUCAUGCUGCUGUACUACUGGCUUAUUAAAUGGAAGUGGCCCUAAAACUUUCUUGGGAUUCUUUACUCUGUGCCUUCACCAGCAUUUUAUUUGUUCCUCCAGCUCAGCAGUCUGCUGGCUGGCUCGCUGAACUAUAUUGUGUAUUCGAGACUCAAAUCUUGUAUCUACGUGGUUUGUAAAUCAGCAAGGUCAUAUACAGUGUUGGGUGAGGAAGCUUGCUUCACUCAGUCAUGGGGUGAUUACCAAUUUUUGUAGUGGUCCUGAUCCAAUAAAUCUUCUCCUCCAUUGCUUAUUUUGGAUAACAGUAGAAUUAGAGGUUCCAAUUCCUCUGUAAGUCUUAAGUAAAUAACUUAAGAACUUAGAGAAACUCUUAUUCUUUAAUACUCAGUAUUUUUCUAAUCAUGAUUGGGGGGAAAAAUUUAAUUCUGUACUUCUCUAGUAGUAACUGAAACUAGAAGAGUGACAGGGAAGAGUCUUUAAUUAAUGUGCUAUAAAGAAAUUGCCAUAAAUUUCUAAAUGGAGAGUGUGCAGAAAAGGCUUCCUGUCAGGGAAUGGUGUACAUGAAGAUGUGAGCAGGACAAGUACCAAUGUUCUCCAUUGAGUAUUCCCUGAUCACCUCUCUCUAGUAACAGAUACAUGUGACUGGCACAGCUUUUGAAGAGAGGGGAGGUGGUUAUGAAUGUUUGUCACAGGACUGUUCUCACAGGGGGCUGCUAUUUUCUGAAUUUUGCUCUUGGGGGAUCAGCAAAUAAAAUCCUUUGUUGAAACUGGA
This is a messenger RNA of Perognathus longimembris pacificus (Pacific pocket mouse), 1597 nucleotides long. RefSeq names its product peroxiredoxin 6 (gene Prdx6). Gene Ontology annotation, biological process: cell redox homeostasis; cellular oxidant detoxification. Gene Ontology annotation, molecular function: peroxiredoxin activity. The transcript has 5 exons. The record is from RefSeq and is a predicted model, not a curated record. Lineage: Eukaryota; Metazoa; Chordata; Mammalia; Rodentia; Heteromyidae. Gene Ontology annotation, cellular component: mitochondrion; cytosol. Bases 102 to 776 code for a protein of 224 amino acids.